UCAUGGGGCCCCCGGGCAAUAGGGGAUCAUUGGGCCCCUGUGUCCUUGCCCAAACUCAAAAAAGCCUAUGAAAAAGGUACCAGGGGCAUCUCAUGGGGCCCCCUACUGACCCCCCAGGGUCUCGGGGGCAGUGCCCUAGUUUCCAAAUGGUCAGUCCGCCCCUGGUUGGCUGUUGGACUGGCUGUUAGGUCUGUGCAUGCCUUCUGAAGACCUGAACAUUAUAAAAAAGUGCAUAAAGAUGUUCAAACUAAUACGGUGCGGUACAUCACAUGUGAUUCGCACAGGAACGCACCGCAUUCCUGUGCAAAUCACAUGCGAUUUGU
Molecule: messenger RNA, 323 nt
Organism: Staurois parvus
Lineage: Eukaryota; Metazoa; Chordata; Amphibia; Anura; Ranidae
Source: the annotation of a GenBank genome assembly